Molecule: messenger RNA, 3150 nt
Organism: Scophthalmus maximus (turbot)
Lineage: Eukaryota; Metazoa; Chordata; Actinopteri; Pleuronectiformes; Scophthalmidae
Gene: zic5
Product: zic family member 5 (odd-paired homolog, Drosophila)
Exons: 2
Coding region: 177-1685 (502 amino acids)
Biological process (GO): central nervous system development; regulation of transcription by RNA polymerase II
Cellular component (GO): nucleus
Molecular function (GO): RNA polymerase II cis-regulatory region sequence-specific DNA binding; DNA-binding transcription factor activity, RNA polymerase II-specific
Source: RefSeq, a predicted model, not a curated record
UGUUCUGCCAAUCGCUUGAGGACAGAGUGGGAAAGGGGAGCAAGCGGAGUUAGAAGCCGGACAAAAGAACUUAUAGACCCAUUAUUAUACAUAUUUUUUUUUUCCCUAGUGUUUUAGGGAGCGUGGUGUGGCGAGAGACAAUUGCGGUGCGCGCGGAUGGACUUGUCAGUGUAGUUAUGGAGCCCCCUUUAAGCAAGAGGAAUCCAGCGAUAAGAUUAGCGGACUUGGCAGCGACUCAACCCCUUCCUCAUCAGAAUAUGACAGGCUUCCCGGGGCUAGGGGGGCAUCACCCUCUCUCCCACCAUGCCCACCUCCACCCUGGGGAGCUGGGCAACGACCCCGGAGUGGCACUCACUCCAUUUGGACCCGAGCACAUGGCACAGACAAAUGCUCUCAAACUUAGCCCAUCGCAGCACAUCCAGAGCCACCACGAAGCCCAGACCGCGGCAUCUUUCACUUCGGCUCAGACCACAGUUGGUUUCCCCGUGGCUCACCCCCACUCAGGCUACUCAAGCAGCAGGGACUUCAUCCUCAGGAGAGAACUCUCAGCCUCUGCUAUGCAUGCACUUGGCGACCAGCAUAGUUCCGCCUCCUCCCCUCAUCACCAUGGCAUGUUCAUCUCUCCAACAGGUGCUUAUGGGCACGCGGAAAGUGGGGCCCAUUCACUUUUCACUGGACUCCACGACCAGGCGUCCCCAGGUGCCCACCACCACCAUGCCCUCAACGGGCAGAUGCGCCUGGGCAUACCGGGCGACAUCUACGGCAGGCCGGAGCACUUCGGCCACAGGCCGGAGCACUAUGGACCCUCUUCUCUCCACAGCUACAACUCCAUGAACCUCAAUGUGAACAUUGCGUCUGCUCCUCACGGAGCGGCGGGGGCGUUUUUACGAUACAUGCGGCAGCCCAUCAAGCAGGAGCUGAUCUGCAAGUGGAUCGACCAGGAGCAGAGUCAGAAGAAGCCCUGCUCCAAAACGUACAGCACCAUGCACGAGCUGGUCAACCACGUCACGGUGGAGCACGUCGGGGGACCGGAGCAGAGCAGCCACGUCUGCUUUUGGGAAGAGUGCCCGCGCGAGGGGAAGGCUUUCAAGGCGAAGUACAAACUGAUCAAUCACAUCCGAGUUCACACGGGAGAGAAGCCGUUCCCGUGUCCCUUCCCCGGCUGCGGGAAGGUGUUCGCUCGCUCGGAGAAUUUAAAGAUUCACAAGAGGACUCACACAGGAGAGAAACCCUUCAAGUGCGAGUUCGACGGCUGCGACCGAAAGUUCGCCAACAGCAGCGACCGGAAGAAGCACUCGCACGUGCACACGAGCGACAAGCCCUACUACUGCAAGGUGCGCGGCUGCGACAAGUCCUACACGCACCCGAGCUCGCUGCGCAAGCACAUGAAGGUGCACUGCAAGUCGCCGCCGCCGCCGUCCACCAACGUGGGCUACAUCUCCUCCUCCACCAACCCCCUCGGCGACCCCCUCUCGCCCGCCCCCGAGCCGCCGCCGCCGCCGCCGCCGCACCGGAACCGCGCGGCGAACCUGUCGCCGCAGGUCACCAACCUGAACGAGUGGUACGUGUGCCAGGGCAGCGGGGGCCCGCACAGCCACCUCCACACGCCCUCCAGCGACGUGCCGACGUCCGACUCGGACGACGAGGACUCGUUCAGACACUCGGACCCGCGGACGAUGCUCUGACGGGCCCCCGCGGGCCCCCGUGGCCCCCCCGCUCCCCCCGUUCGCGACCACGUGACUCUCUAAUGCGUUGUCAGUGUAAAGUGUGUUGGUGAUCCACGGUGAUCCACGCGUCGUCGGAGUAUAUUGAUCAGUUGUUUCCGCUGUAGUGCGAUUAAACCGCCUGUGCUGAAACCAGCAGCAGCGUGGAUGAAGGCAUGCCUCUGAGGGGUGACCUCCUGACCUUUCUGGAAAAAAAAACUAGAUCGGAACUGUCAAAAUAAAACACUUAACUGACACCAGAGCUGAAAUUAGCGUCUUAAAAACGUGUGUAUCUCUUAUUUGCAAGGACCAAUUUUCUUUUUUAAGUGAGCAAAUUUAUGCAUAGAACUUUCCAAUCUGAUUUGUUUUUUUUUACAAAACCAGUAUGCAGGGGUUUAAUUCACUGCAUGUCUGAAGACUCAACUGGUGUGCCGAGGUGACAUCGUCCAUGUGACCUCCCAUCAUCCCCUCGCAGUUUAAUAACUGGGCUGCUAUCAAUCACUGUCACAUCCCAGACGUUUAAGGGAAAAUAAAUAAAUGGUACUGCUCAUAACGCCACAACUGGUAACAAAUUAUUAUUAAUGGACAGAAUCUAGUGGCUAUAGAGUUGAGUCAUUUUUUAUUUUGUAUUAUUUCAUGUGAUUUCUUUGAGAUGUUGUACAGACUUUGAUAAACCAGUGAAGGAGUAGGGGGAGGGGGGGGGGGGGGGGCAAACAUCUGUGUGUCUUAAAGGGGUUCUCAUUUUAUCUUUUCAGAUUUAUACAACACGUGUGUUUGGAUGGAAUUUUUUGUAAUAUUUAAGAACUAUUUAAGACUAUAUUUUAUGCACAGUACACAAGUGUUACGCUUGUCAAAAGAGUGCGAGCGAAGUCCCCCGAGACCCUAAAUGUCUACACUGACGGGGCGUUUGGCCCUGUAGGAUUUGUACAUAUGUAACUGUAACUGAUGCUUGUCGUGAACGUUGUGUAGUUUUAAUUACAGGAAGAAGAAAAAAAUAAGUUGUUUUUUUGUACAUUGUAAUUUAUUUGCUGGCAUCAAUGUUGUACUGGAAUUACAGAAACACCAAAGAAUAAUAAUAUCAGCUUUGGUGAUGAAUAGUACCCUGCUGAUGUUUUUUUUAAUUUUUUUUGUUACUUUUUUUUAACAAUUUUUUUAAUUGUGUUCUGUAAUAGAAAAAAAAAUAAUUUACUUGAAUAGGCUGUGUAAUGUGAAAAGUCCCUUCCUCGCAUGCCUUUAUGUUUAGUGAAUUGUCUUUCUCUUCUCUUCUUGCAUGGUGCUGUUGGACAUGAUGGAAGAAAAAAAAAACAAGAAACGAGAUGAAUCACCCACGAUUGUUGCAGACCAUUGCUGUCAAAAUUUACAAUAUAAAAAAAAUCUUGCUUAAAAAAAAAAAAAAAUAUUAAAAAAAUUACCAGUACGUAUACAGUAAAUAAUUAACAAGUGUCAA